This is a messenger RNA of Linum trigynum, 1556 nucleotides long. The record is from the annotation of a GenBank genome assembly. Lineage: Eukaryota; Viridiplantae; Streptophyta; Magnoliopsida; Malpighiales; Linaceae.
GUACAAACUAGAAAGAGUUAGUUAAUUAAUUAACCAAGCUAAUUAGUCAUAAUUACGAAUAACAACAAGAAUUAGUACAUAAUAUCAAAAAAUAUAGUAACCAUUGAGAUUACGUUGAAGCCAAAGAAGAGAAGUGUGCUGACACCUGAGGAUUGUAGCUGUGAUGGGAGAGAUGAUCAUUACAUUAUCAACAAUGUAAGUUAGACUAAAGCAAGUAAAUUCCAAACACUUUUGCCCACAACAUUUUUGGUCCCUCCACCUUCCCCAUCUCCCUCCUCCCUAUUUAACCCUUUUUUCCCUAUUCAUCAUAUCUCACCCCCAAUACCAUCUCUCACAAGACUACCCUAGAUCUCUUCACUCAUGCCAUGCCAUGGCAACUGAGCUUGGAUUCCUAGCCCUCACCCAACUCCAAAAGGUGGCUCACUCGUCCCAGAAGGUCGAAAUUCUAGACCACCACGAGAAUCAAAAGAAAAAUCGAGACCAGUCCCACCAUCACCAUCACCAGCGGUAUCAGCAUCAACAACAACUGAUGCUGAUGAGCGAUGGUGGGACGAACUCAUCUACGGGAGCAGGAGCAGGAUCAGCAACAACAGGAGUACCGCUGCGAACCACGUGGAUGUGGAACCCUAGGCCAGGCAAAGAGGAUCAUCAGGAAGAGGAGGAGGAGGAGGACGAGGACGACGAGGAGUCUUGGGAGGUGAAGGCAUUCGAGGAGGAUGCCGGGAACGUCAAUGGUAGCACAUGGCCGCCACGGUCCUACACUUGCACCUUCUGCCGCCGGGAGUUCCGGUCGGCUCAGGCUCUCGGCGGCCACAUGAAUGUCCACCGCCGUGAUCGGGCCAAACUCCACCACCACCACCAAGCCCUACCUCUUCACCUUCCACCACCGCCACCACCUCAUAACCCUACAAACGCCUCCUCCUCCUCCACAUACAUCAUCCCAUCUCCGGAAUUCUCCGCCGCCGCCGGCGGUUUGUGCUUGCUCUACCAAUUCCCAAACCCUAAUAACCACCGCCAACACACCACCACCUCCACCGUGGCCAAUGCAUGCACAACCACCGAUGCUCCAUCCACUCUCCUCUCCAUGGCGCCGUACGCUCAGCAGCAACGACACAGCCGCCGCGGGCCGAUGGUGGCGGCAGGACAGUCUCGCAAUCCUUACCCGCCGCCGGUCAGGCGAAAUUCAUCAUCUUCUUCUCCUCCACAAUAUUAUAAUUUCGGGGCCGGCGGGGGAGGCCAGCUGGCGACGGCGGAGGGAAAUGAUAAGGAGAUGGGAAGCAGUAGUAAUGAGGAGGGCGAGGAGGUGGAUCUGGAGCUGAGGCUUGGCCAGAGAUCCACGUCAUCAUCAUCAUCAUCGUAAAAAAAAAAAACAAAAGAUAAGAAAUCUGAUUUUAUUAAUUACCUUUUCUUAUAUUAUUAUUGGUUUCUGAAACAUUUAUGUUAUUGUUUUUAUCGUUUGGAGAGGACAUUAAAGUGAGAGUGAAAAUGUGAGAAGGUGAAUUUUUUUUUUUUGUGUGUAAAAAGACAGUUAUUUAUAAUAAAUUUCAUCAUUUUUU